This is a messenger RNA of Pogona vitticeps (central bearded dragon), 4786 nucleotides long. RefSeq names its product CTD small phosphatase like 2 (gene CTDSPL2). Lineage: Eukaryota; Metazoa; Chordata; Lepidosauria; Squamata; Agamidae. The record is from RefSeq and is a predicted model, not a curated record. Gene Ontology annotation, molecular function: phosphatase activity.
GCUACAGAGCCCCCGGCGGCGGCGCUCCGUUCGACCAACGCCAGGGGCCCCUCUUGGGUCCGGCCCGGCGCGGCCCUGUCGCCGGGGAGCAGGACACCGAGAGACGGACGGAAGGGGGGAGUGACGUCCUUCUGCGCCUCACCUCCGCCUUCGUCGCCGCGCCUCACAGUUUUAUAUGUAAUACAAAUAAAAAUGAGGCUGAGAACACGGAAAACUUCUCAGCAGUCAAAUCAAAAUCACACACAGCGUGCUUUGAGGGUAAAGAGGAAAUAUUCAGAGGUGGAAGAGAGCUUACCUGUUGGCGGAGGAAAGCCUCAGAAGAAUGAAACUGGCUUGUUGUCUUCAAUAAAAAAGUUCAUUAAAGGUAGUACCGCAAAGGAUGAAAAAGAACAUCCUGCAAAGAGAAGUAGAAUUGAACAUGAUAUAGAUGACAACUUGAUUACAUCUACUCCUCGAACUGGAGAAAAGCCUAACAAACCACUCUCUCGAAUUAGGAGAAAAAGUCAAGUGAAUGGAGAAGCUGGAAAUUAUGAAGUGACGAACCAGCAUGUUCGGCAAAAUGGAAAAUUGGAUGAUAAUCCUAAUACUGGUAGCCCUCCACGGACUACAUUACUGGGGACUAUAUUUUCUCCAGUCUUCAAUUUUUUCUCACCAGCAAAUAAAAAUGGCACAGCUGGCUCAGACUCUCCAGGGCAAGCUCUUGAAGCUGAAGAAAUAGUGAAACAGCUUGAUAUGGAACAGGUGGAUGAAAUCAUCACCAGCACUGCAGCAUCAGCCAAUGGAGCUUCUUACACUACCCAAGCAGUACAAGUCAAAUCAACAAUCAACAAUGGGUUGGAAGAAGUAGAUGUUACUGAUCGUGAUCUGCCACCUCUCACUGCACCAGUAUCUCCAGACAGUGGUUACUCAUCAGCUCAUGCAGAAGCCACUUAUGAAGAAGACUGGGAAGUCUUUGAUCCGUAUUACUUCAUCAAACAUGUUCCACCACUAACAGAAGAACAACUUAACCGGAAGCCUGCUCUUCCACUCAAAACAAGAAGCACACCAGAAUUUUCUUUAGUUCUAGAUUUGGAUGAAACUUUGGUCCACUGUAGUCUAAAUGAACUGGAAGAUGCUGCACUCACAUUUCCAGUCCUUUUCCAAGAUGUCAUUUACCAGGUCUAUGUGCGAUUAAGACCAUUCUUCAGAGAAUUUUUGGAACGUAUGUCACAAAUCUAUGAGAUCAUUCUUUUUACUGCUUCUAAGAAGGUGUAUGCAGAUAAGUUGCUGAACAUACUAGAUCCAAAAAAGCAACUGGUCAGGCAUCGACUUUUCCGUGAGCAUUGUGUUUGUGUACAAGGGAACUACAUAAAGGAUUUAAAUAUCCUUGGUAGAGAUCUCUCAAAAACAAUCAUUAUUGACAACUCACCACAAGCCUUUGCCUAUCAGCUUUCAAAUGGAAUUCCCAUAGAGAGCUGGUUCAUGGAUAAAAAUGACAAUGAACUCUUAAAAUUGAUUCCUUUUCUGGAGAAACUUGUGGAGCUGAAUGAAGAUGUUCGACCUCACAUCAGAGACAGAUUUCGCUUGCACGACUUACUACCCCCAGAUUAAACACAAAAUCUAUGUCAGAUAGCUCAAGAGGAAGAAAAUGCAGGACCUUUUUGUUUGUUUGUUUUGGACUAAAACAAAAACAUUGCCAUUACUGUUGAAAUUUUGCAUUUUUGUACGUUGUCUCGCUUUUCUUAUAUCUGGUACCCAACAAUAAUAAAGGGUUACAGAAGAACUUUGUAUAUCGCCAAAUGGAAUACAUACAAUACAGUAGGUAGGCUAGAACAGAAGCGUCUUUAGAACUAGUGCAACUCCCUUUUUUUUAAUGUACAGGACAUAUGCCUGUUUUUAAAGAAUUCUGUUUCUGCCACCAGCAGUUUGACCUAUAAAACACAGGAUUUAUGAAAUAACAGAGAUUGAAAAUGGACUCUUGUUUUCUCUCUGUUUGGUGCUCUUUAAGUGGGCUUUUAGCCACUUUGUGUUACUUUCAAGAGUCUCAUUUCAACAGGAAUGGCCAGUAAAUGUUUUUUUUCCUGUUAAGGUUUAUAACCUUUUUACAUUUUUGAACUGUAUUAGAUUUUAGAAUUUCAUUAUGCAUUCCUUUUAGUUGAGGCGGCUUCAUAGUUUUCUGGGAAUAGCCAAAUGUUAUUAGUUUUUUUUUAAUUAUAUGAUUGAAUGGCCAUUUUCCCGCUUUGUCUGCCUGCAUACUGUAUAUUUGUUUAAAAAUAUUACCUAGUUUUAUUCCAUGUAAGUUUCAGUUAGAUAUCUUUGUUUAUAAAUAUAUAUAUUUUUUGUUUCUGUAAUAUUCUACUGUAGUGGAUUUUUUUUUCCAAAAAUAUCAAGAGACUGGCUAGAUGAGAAGAAAUUUAAGAAUUACUAAUAUACAGAAUAUUUAAACCAUUGUGAUGGCAUGAUCCCCUAUGGUGGUACACAUCCAUGGCUCAUGGACAAGGAUCAGUACCUUGGAAUCUUCUGUGCAUACAGGUCCUUGAGGAAAGUUUGCUUGGUCUAAUGCAAUGCAGUUACUUCUACCUUCAGUGUCCUCCAAGAAUGAAGUAUUGUGGAGAACAGCUCAGUAUUUGAAACUAUUUUCUACAGGUUGGUUUAUCUGCUACACAGUCUACUGCAAUCACUUCUAAAGUUUUAUGUGUAGCAGUGAGAGUACCACCCCAGUAACUAUGCAUAACCCAAUGGUCCAGUACACUCCUUUGCCGCCAGUGCAGCUGAUAUGCUAUCAUAGUGGUUUUCUAUGCUAUAUGGAAAUGGUUUUCAAGCCUUGGUUAUCUAAUGCAGCAUGUACAAGAGGCUGAUAUUUUUUUAAUGGAGUGUAAUCUCCUUUUUAGGAGGCUUUUUAUGGAAGGGAAAAAUUUGUAAAAGUUAGUAAGCUUUGCCUCUAAACUGCAUUAAUAUGCCACAGGCUCGGGCUGUUUUUGUGUAAAGGAUGUUGCAGAAUGGCACUUUUUCUAAAGAGAAGUUUGAUAUUUUGUAUGCUUGUUAAAGAAAGUACAGUAUUGGAAAUUAAAGGUGGACAACUGAUAAUUGAGAAGUAUGUCAAUUAAUUUUUUAUGUAUAUUACCUGUUUACUUGUACAAUUUUAUUGUACAAAUUACACACAGCUUCAUUUUCAAAUGAGUCCUUAAAAUAAGGAAAAUCUUUUUAGGAAAACAUUUAAUUUUUGUAUUUUUUGAUUUUAAAAGGCAUGAGUUAUGUCAAUUUUUUCCAAUGUAUUAAUGAAGAUUUUAACUUUUCAUCAGGUUGAGUGUUUUCUUACUAUAUUCUCUGUUGUAUAUGUAGCUAGCACAUUGUGUCACAGAAUUGUUUAAAAAGGUUAGCAUGUAGAGCAAGCCUGCUUCUUUGUGGAGAAUCAUUCAUUUGAAACAAAAUUAUGGUGAAUUUCUGCACCUACAAAUAAGGAAAGCAAUUGCUAUUCAGAAUGUUGACUUCUUUGUAUUUAAAGAAAGGUGUUUGUUUGCAGGAAAACGCUUACAGGUUCAUUUCAAUGAAAACUCUUUGAAUGUGUUUAUCUUUUAAGGCAUCUUGGCAUCUUUAUACCAGUCAUCUUUGACGUCUUUAUUAAAAUAAAAUGUACAUAAUGUGACAGUUUGUGUGUGUGUGUGUAUACAUACAUAUAUAUGUGCAUGUAUGUGUGUAUAUACAUACAUAAGUGUGUGUGAGUGAGUGAGUGAGAGAGAUUGCAUAGAAGUGAUCCCUGUAACUCCCUUCCUAUUUUGCUAAUAACUGGUAUAUAGAUACAAUUGAUUUUGAAAUUCUGAGUUUGAAAUUAUGCCUUUGAAAAAAGAGCUCCAAGUUACCAUUAUUGAGAGCAAUAGGUCCCUGUUCUUGACUACCUGUUGUUAAAUGGCACAAGUUUUGAAACACAUUGCAUGCAAGAGACAUGUUCCACCCAAGCAUCUCCAAGUCUGCAAUAGACAGUUAGCAAGAUUGUUUACAUUACAUGUGUGAUUUCUGGUUUACACUGUGUAAUGCCAGCAAGAUUCUGACCAAGUGUCAUUUAUUAUUUCUUUCAAAAAGAUAAAUAGUCAAGAAUACUUCUUUAUUCCUAAUUAAAUCAUCAUCUUAGACCUGCAGAGCUGGAAGGGACCCUAUGGAUCACCAAGACCAGCCCUUAUCAAGGAGGCACAAUGGGGAGUCAAGCUCCCAACCUCUGGCUCCACAGCCAGAUACCUAAACCACUGAGUAAUCCAGCAUAAUAACUCACAGCAUACAUUGUGAGUAGAAAAGCUAAUAUUAUAGGCUAUGUAGAUCCACCACCUUGCGCUGAGUUUCUUCAGCUUGGAAAUAAUUAUGUAGAACUAGCAAAUAACAGAUGGGAUCCAUGAUACAUAGUCCUUUCAAAGAAGAAAAUAUGCCUCACCCAAUGAACGUGAGAUGGUAAUUUGUUAUGCUGUUUUAAGAGAUCAUUUUGUGACCCCUCAAAAAAUAAACCCAAUUUAGUAUACCCUAAAUAAAAUUGAUGAACAUUUUUCUGUGACUUGAAGAAAAACUGUACAGCAUCUUUUUAGAGUACCUUUUAAAACCAUUCAUGUAUUUUCAUAGAAAAUCAUUACAAAGUUGAUACAAUGCAUAUUACAAACGUAUUUGUUUGAAGGAAAAACAAGAAUGUGACCUUUUAUGUUCUUGGAUUCUGGAUUACUCCUGGAUUAUUAGAAAUGUGUGGAAAGUUACAGAAAUACCUAGGACAACCAAAUCAACCCUUGCAGGCUGCUCUGUAAAUACAUAUUAAAGUAUCAUUUUGUAA